Phanerochaete carnosa HHB-10118-sp is the source of this 1230-nucleotide messenger RNA. RefSeq lists its product as uncharacterized. Bases 49 to 1092 code for a protein of 347 amino acids. Gene Ontology annotation, cellular component: membrane. NCBI's taxonomy places the organism in Eukaryota, Fungi, Basidiomycota, Agaricomycetes, Polyporales, Phanerochaetaceae. The transcript is spliced from 5 exons. The record is from RefSeq and is a predicted model, not a curated record.
CUCGAGUCACCGACCCACUCUCAGCUUCAAUUCUAGACUUUGACCAAGAUGCUGGUCUUGAGCCGAAGUGCUGCGCGUGCAGGCACGCGGGCGUUGACGCGCGUGGCGGGGGCGAACACUGGCGUAAAUGUGCAGGCUAGGACGUUCCUCACCAUCGUUGAACAAGGCUAUGAGGCAUGGAGGCUGACAUUGGGGUCAAACCCUGUGAAGCUCGAGCCAGGCCUGAAGCUUUCUGUGCCGCUUCUACACAAGGUACAGCACAUCAACAUGAGGGAGAAGUCGGUCAACAUAAAAGACCUCAUGGGUUUCACAAGUGACAACGUCCCAGUCGUCAUCUCUGGGUCUCUCUUCUUCCGCGUCAGAGAUUCAUACCAUGCCUGCUUCUCGGUGGACAACUUCGAAGCAAACGUGGCCAACAUUGGCACAUCUGCUAUGCGUUCAGUCAUCGGACACUUUUCUUAUGAUGAAGUUAUUGGCGACCGCAACAAGACCAACAGUAAACUGCAUGAAGUUAUCGGAAACAGCAUCAGCAGAUGGGGCGUUGAUUGCACUCGAUUCGAAAUCCAAAAUUUCAAGCCGUCAAAUCGGGAUGUCGAAAAGCAGCUCGAGCUUCAGAUGACCGCAGAACGGGACAGGCGCAAGCAAAUUCUUGACACCCGGGCUCUGGUCAAUGUCGCCGAAGGUCACAAACAGCGGGUCAUCCUCGAGUCCGAAGCAAGUCUCCAAUCCAAGCUUAACGAAGCCGCCGGCCAGAAGCGCAAGCUCGUGCUGGAAUCAGAGGGCAUGCUCGAAGCUGCGAAGAACGAAGGCGAGGCACUUGCUCGCCAGGUCGACAUCCUGGCUCAGUCAUUGACUGAGCCCAAGACUACUCCUUCGGAUGCCGACCGGGUCAAGGCACUCGAUGCACUCUUGGAGUUGAGGCGUCUUGAACAGCUGAAGGCCAUAGCAUCAAGCAACGGCAACUCUACGUAUUUCUUUGGCAAUGCUAAGGGCACCGGUCGCGACUCUUACGAAGUUGACAAUGUUGAACGAUGGAAGAGAACCCUGCUUAAUCAGCAACGCGCCAUGAAUUCUUCAGCAACUCCACUUUAGCCAUCAGCUACCGUCGAGUUGAGGCCUAUACCUAUCCCCUACUCAUAUCCUUCCAUUCUAAGAAGCAUGUACACUACCUCACCACUCAAUCACUUUACAUUGCGUUAUCUCUCAGCCUUCCAACUUAAGCGGUCUUCC